Molecule: messenger RNA, 1110 nt
Organism: Tilletiopsis washingtonensis
Lineage: Eukaryota; Fungi; Basidiomycota; Exobasidiomycetes; Entylomatales
Exons: 3
Coding region: 123-1058 (311 amino acids)
Source: RefSeq, a predicted model, not a curated record
UCCACUGCCUCUCCUCUCUCGCUCUACCUUAGCUCUACAACGUCGCGCCGGUCGCUUCGUCUCUCUCGCUCUACUCUCUCAGACACACCUCUUACAUCUCCUUCCACCAACCACGCGCCAGCAUGAAGUUCACUGCCGCCACCUUCGCCGCGCUCGUAAGCGUCGCCACGCUCGCCGCGGCACAGGACGCCAACGAGGCGCGCGAUGCCAACGAGGAGGUCGCCGCCCGCGACCCGCUCAUGUACCAGUACGUCGGCACCGGCCGCAACGACCGCCGCCGCGAUGCUGGCGAGCACGUCGACGCACGCGACCCCCACGCCAUCAUGCCGUUCAGCUACAUCCAGAACAAGCUCACGGGCGAGCGACGCGACGUCGCCGACGAGAACCUCAACGCGCGCACCGGCGGCUACCACUCGCCUUCGUUCAACUACGGCGCCAUGGGCGCUCGCGACGUGGACGAGAAGCUCGACGCGCGCACCGGCGGCUACCACUCGCCUUCGUUCAACUACGGUGCCAUGGGCGCGCGUGAAUUGCCGCACCUGAGCGCCCGGGGCGUCGACGAGCUGGAGGCUCGCGAGCCGGGCAAGUUCCGCAUGCUUGGCCACAUGCUUACUGGCGCGUCGCUCUUUGCAGGUCGUGACGAGGGUGAGCAUUCGGAUCGUGAGCUCAAGGAUCUGGCGGCUCGGGACCCGUCGAAGUGGAGCAUGCUGGGCCAUGCGCUCACUGGCGCGUCGCUCUUUGCGGGCCGUGACGCUACUGAGCUUUCGGCCCGCGAGAUCGAGGAGCUGGCGGCUCGGGACCCAAGCAAGUGGCGCAUGCUCGGCCACAUGCUCACCGGCGCAUCGUUCUUCGCGGGACGCGACAACGGUGAGAUCUCGCCAGGAUCCUCAAGCGCGGCCGCUGUCGAUGGAGGGGCUGCUCUGGGAUCUGCUUCGCCUCCAGGCAUCGGACUGUGCGUCUUCUGCAGGACAAUCGCUGAUGCUCUUCAUCUGCAGGUGAUGCUGAGGAGCUCGCCGCUCGCGACCCGCGUCACCGUGGCGCUUGGCGCGACGCUCUGACGGGCGCCUCGUACACGGCGCAGCGCGACGUCGUCGAGGCUCGCGACCCGCG